GGUGAUGGUGACGAUGUUGAUGAUGAUGAUGAUGAUGAUGAUGAUGAUGAUGAUGAUGAUGAUGAUGAUGAUGAUGAUUCGGAUGAUGAUGAUGAUGAUGAUGAUGAUGAUAAUGAGGAGUAGGCGGAAGAGAAGAAUGCAGCGACGCUCGUUUUGA
Messenger RNA from Echinostoma caproni, 157 nucleotides. NCBI's taxonomy places the organism in Eukaryota, Metazoa, Platyhelminthes, Trematoda, Plagiorchiida, Echinostomatidae. The record is from the annotation of a GenBank genome assembly.